Messenger RNA from Peromyscus californicus insignis, 9533 nucleotides. It is a transcript of the gene Ikbkg, whose product is annotated as inhibitor of nuclear factor kappa B kinase regulatory subunit gamma. The record is from RefSeq and is a predicted model, not a curated record. Gene Ontology annotation, molecular function: K63-linked polyubiquitin modification-dependent protein binding. The coding region runs from base 1947 to 3569 and encodes 540 amino acids. Gene Ontology annotation, biological process: positive regulation of canonical NF-kappaB signal transduction. Gene Ontology annotation, cellular component: nucleus; IkappaB kinase complex; cytoplasm. The transcript has 11 exons. Lineage: Eukaryota; Metazoa; Chordata; Mammalia; Rodentia; Cricetidae.
CAAAGACAAGGCUCUAUCGGUGGCCGUUCCGCAGCUUCCGAGGCUCCUGACCUCCUCCCCGCUUCCCUCGGGCCCAGUUUGUUCUGUUGCAUGCUUUCGCAUGCUUUUCGAGCAUGGGUUAAGGAGUGCUGAUUCGCGACCCAGUUUACUUGGGCGGCUAGUCGGACUGAUACUCUCCUUCCCUCUGCUGCAGCUGUAGCCUAAGGGCUUGGCCCCUAGUGCUAGAACUCUUCUAGAUCGGAGACGUUUUUCUGUUGAUCAAACUUUGUUUUCUGAAACAUCAUCUCGCGAUGUAGGCCAGAUAGACCUCGAACUCAAGAUUCUCCUGCCUCAGCCUUUUAUAGUGCCAGAGUAAUAGGCCAAGCUGUUUAUCAAACUUGAGUGCAUUUGAAGUCUUUAAAAAGUUUUCAAGUGUACCUUGACAGCUAAAUAUCUUACCUUAUGCACCUCAGCUCACUCUGCAAAUGAUUAGUAAUCUAUUUGUGUGUUCUCAUACUAUUUAUCUGAUCUGAGAAUGAAUGUAUUGUCUUGGCAUUUCUUAGGAAAAAGGAAAGACCUACAGUAGUAGGAGCAGAGAGUCAGGGAGGAAUAGUUGGUGGAGAGGAAGGAAGGAAGGGGAAUUAGGUGGUAUAGGACCUUGUAGGCUGUUGCACAGACUUUUUUUUUUUUUUUGCACUGGGAGAAAUCGGAACUCUGAUAGGGUUCACGGUAGAAGGGAGAAGUAGUCUGAGUUAUCUUUGAGGUAACUGGCCCCAGUGGGGUCGAUUGUAAAGGGCAAGGGAAGAAGCAAAGCAUGGUGAUCUGUAAAGAGAUUAUUGCAGUAAUCCAUGUGAAAGAUGAUAGUGCUAUCAGCCUUUUAUUAUUGAAAACUUUAAAAAUGUUCAAAAAUAGAAAUAAUAAAAUAGUAAGUUCCAUGUACACAUUUCUUAGCUGUCUCUAUCAACUCAUAGCUAACUUUAAUUCACACCCCUUACAAUCCUCUACCAUGAUUUUUUUCUUCUUUAGAAAAUAUGUUAUUUUAUGUGUAUGGGUGUUUUGGCUGUGAGUAUGUAUAUGUACUACAUGCUUGCCUGGUGCCAAAGGAGGUCAGAAGAAGGUGUCAGGUCCCCAUGGAUUCGAGUUACAGAUGUUUGUGAGCCACCAUGUGGGUGCUGGGAACUGUCUUCUGCAACAACAGCAAGUGCUCUUAACGAGUCAUCAUCUUUCUUGCCCCACCCUUUAUGAUUUUCAAUAACAGCUUUCUUGAGACAUAAUUUGCAUGUCACACCAUUCACAUUUAAAAAUUAAAAAAUAUUUAUUUACUAUUAUAUUGUAUGUGUGUUCGUGUUUGUUUGUGUGUGUGUGUGUUCCUGUGUUCAUGAUGUGUGUGGGGAGCACAGAUGCCAUGCCAGAAUGUGUAGAGGUCAGAGGACAACAUUGUUGAGCCAGCUCUCUCUCUUUCACCUUUACAUGUGUUCUCAGGUCUCCAGGCUUGCAUAGCAAGAGCCUUUAUCCACUGAGAUGUCUCAUUUGCCCAUAAUUCAAAAUUUUUGGAGACAGAGUCUCAUGAAGAUCCCUUCCUUUUGAGUUCCUAAUCCUCCUGCUUUUACUUCCUAAGUGUUGAGAUUACAGAAGUAUACCACCACACCUGGCUACAAUUCACAUAUUUAAGGUGUAUAAUUCAGUGGUUUUUAGUGGGUUCAUGGGAGUGUGCAAACAUCACUAAUCACAGAACAUCAUCACCACCCCCAAAAGAAAUCCUAACUAAGAAACCCCAGUCCACCUCAUCUCUCUAAGUAACCACUAAACUACUUUGUCUGGAUUUACAUGUUUUGGAUACUUCUUCUGAGUGGAAGUAACAUACAAUAUAUAGCUUUUGGUGACAUUUCUUUCUCUUAGCAAUUAUUUGGAGCAUGCGUUCUUGUUUUAGCAUGUGGCUGAACUAGAUUUUGCUUAUUCAUCAGUUGAUGGACAUUUGGAUUGUUUCUACUCUGGCUGCUUUGAGUAAUGCUGCUGCUGUGAUCAUUUAUAUAUGGACAUGUCUUUUCUUUUUUUCUUUUUUUUUGUUUUUUCGAGACAGGGGUUCUCUGUAUAGCUUUGGAGCCUAUCCUGGAUCUUGCUCUGUAGCCCAGGCUGGCCUUGAACUCACAGAGAUCUGCCUGCCUCUGCCUCCCAAGUACUGGGAUCAAAGUCAUACGCCACCACUGCCCAGCUCUGGACAUGUGUUUUCAUUUCUCUUGGGUAUGUCCUUAGGCAUCUCCCUUUUAUUAUGCAGUGAACUUCAGACAUCAUACAGAAGACACCAGAGGUCUCUAUCCCCAAGGAACACUCCUCAGAUACUGUCUUGUUGGAUGAGCAGGCACCUCUGGAAGAAUCAGUUGAGUGAGAUGGUGCAGCCCAGUGGUGGCCCAGCAGAGGAUCAGGACAUGCAGGGUGAAGAAUCUUCUCUGGGGAAGCCAGCAAUGUUACAUUUGCCUUCAGAGCAGGGUACUCCUGAGACACUCCAGCGCUGCCUGGAAGAGAACCAAGAGCUCCGAGAUGCCAUCCGGCAGAACAAUCAGAUGCUGAGGGAACGCUGUGAGGAGCUGCUCCAUUUCCAGGUCAGCCAGCGAGAAGAGAAGGAGUUCCUCAUGUGCAAAUUCCAGGAAGCCAGGAAGCUGGUGGAGAGACUGAGCUUGGACAAGCUUGACCUGCAGAGGCAGAGGGAACAGGCCUUAAAGGAUUUGGAGCACUUGAAGAAAUGCCAACAGCAGAUGGCUGAGGACAAGGCCUCUGUGAAAGCCCAGGUAACAUCAUUGCUGGGGGAACUCCGGGAGAGCCAGAGUCGCUUGGAGGCUGCCACCAAAGAACGACAAACUUUAGAGGGAAGGAUGCGAGCAGUUAGUGAGCAGGUUAGACAGCUGGAGAGUGAGCGGGAGGUGCUGCAGCAGCAGCACAGCGUGCAGGUGGACCAGCUGCGCAUGCAGAACCAGAGUGUGGAGGCUGCCCUGCGAAUGGAGCGCCAGGCUGCUUCAGAGGAGAAGCGGAAGCUGGCUCAGUUGCAGGCAGCCUAUCACCAGCUCUUUCAAGACUAUGACAGCCACAUCAAGAGCAGCAAGGGCAUGCAGCUGGAAGAUCUGAGGCAACAGCUUCAGCAAGCUGAGGAGGCCCUGGUAGCCAAACAGGAAUUGAUUGAUAAACUGAAAGAAGAGGCUGAACAGCACAAGAUUGUGAUGGAGACUGUGCCAGUUCUGAAAGCCCAGGCGGAUAUCUACAAGGCUGACUUCCAAGCUGAGAGGCAUGCCCGGGAAAAGCUGGUGGAGAAGAAGGAGCUUUUGCAGGAGCAGCUGGAGCAGCUGCAGCGCGAGUUCAGCAAGCUGAAGGUUGGCUGCCAUGAGUCAACCAGGAUUGAGGAUAUGAGGAAGCGGCAUGUAGAGACUUCCCAGCCCCCUUUACUUCCUGCUCCAGCUCACCACUCCUUUCAUCUGGCCCUGCCCAACCAGCGGAGAAGCCCUCCUGAGGAACCACCUGACUUCCGUUGUCCCAAGUGCCAGUAUCAGGCUCCUGAUAUGGACACUCUACAGAUACACGUCAUGGAGUGCAUAGAGUAGGAACAGCCGAUGUAAGGCCACUUGUAAUACCGUGUCCUGAACUAUACAACCUGUGCUUUCCUGUUUCACCUACAUAGUCCACAAUUAAGGACUUAAUGUCAAAGAACUGGCCCCAGGACCUAGCAAGGACCCUUGCUUUAGCCCUUUGGUCUGCUAGUUCCCCACUAGGGUAGACAGCAACAGUUAGGGCUAUUUUUUCCCUUUUCUUCUGUGCCCGAGCCACUUGCCUCUGGUGGCUUCUUCCUCCCUCUUCUCCCAUUCUCAUAGGGAGUCUAGAAUGGAGGCCAGGGGCUCUCAGGGAGCACCCCUUCUCCAAGCAGGGCUAGGUGCAGCUCUUCUUCCCUCCAGCUGUUGCCUUUCUUGCCCUGAGCUGCAGGCUGUCCUCCCAGGGCAUGUGGCACUUAGGGCCAUAACAUGUGUUGCUUCUGAUGGACAUUUGAGAAGUCUUUUUGUUACCGUUAGUAACGGUGCAGUGAAAGUACUUGUGCACUGAUCUGUGUGUGCCUUUAGGACAUGUGCUUAGACAUAGCAUUGCAGCCUUGCUGUGGAGGAGGUGGGUUGACCUUUGUGUUUCUGCCAUCUGCUAGACAUGCUGUUCUUUACUAAAGAGGGUACUUAAGUGUCUUUUUCUCGGGUAUGUGGGCUCUUUUUAAUCCACUGAUAUAACUUGGAUUUUCAUAUUUUCUAUCCAUUUUUUUGUUGUUGUUGCAUCAUUGCCAUUUGUUCCUGGGCUUUGGGGAGCUCUUUAAUCAGCAGUCAGGUUAGCUUUUGUCUAUCACAGAAAAUGCACACCUUGUUUCACUUUGAUUGUGUUUAUAUUUUUGGGCCUAGAAGCUGUUUAUGUACUCACACCCAUUCUUUACUCUCAUAUUUUGGCUUUGGAGUUAUGACUGCUUUGUUGUUUGACAGAAGGCUAUUUCACACACAUGCUUUUUUUUUUUUGUUCUAGCACCAGUGUGCUCUUGUCUUUGUGAAACACAUUGUUGUUUUGUGUGAAUGGUGGUUUCCAUGCUUCAUCACACUCCAGGAGUUUGUGAUGGCAUGUUCACCAGCCCAAAUGUCCUGUCUUGGGAACCAUUUAGUAGUGACUGGCAGAUUGUGAACAAGGGAAUUCUUUACUUGUUUUGCAAGUUUCUAGACAUUUUCUGGGAUCUUACAAUCAUUGGUAUUAGUCUUGCAAUUCUAGUAAAGGAAAGGAAGUUGGAGUUGAGAAAACAAUAGAUGUGCCUUGCUGACUCCUCAGACCCGAAACCCUUUCUGCCCUCCUGCAAGCUUUCAUGGUUCUGAGUGGAAUCUGUAAAUCCAUUCCUGCCUGGGCUUUUUUUAUUCACAGGGAUUCUUGCCCAUUAAGAGUGGAAAGGCUGAGUAGAAUUAGGAUUUAAAAAAUAAGCCUGAGCUGGGGGCUUCUUCACAACUCUCAGGGGAUGGGGAGAAAAUUUUCUAUUUCCUGAUUCCCAGGUAUCUAUCAGACAGAUCUUUAGGAAAAUGUUAAAGGAACAGACAUGUUCUUUGCUCAUGAGUCCUUCAUUUAAAUACCUAAUCUAAUUUUUCUUCAGUAGUACUAUUGGUUUGGUUUGAUUCAGUUCAGUUUUGUGGUGGUAUAUGACUUUCUUAUAGCUGUUCUAAAAAUUCUCAGAGACUUGAAGCAGAAAAAAAAAUCACUCAUGUCUGGAAGUAGGAUGUUAAGUUUCUUCUGAGAAUCAAUUCCAGACUUUCUCUCAGCUCUUGGUUUCUGACAGUCCUUGGUGUUGCUUGGCUUAUAGACCCAUCACUCUAAUCUCUGGUUCUAGGGCCUCAUGGUCUCCUCUAUUUCUGUCUCUUAAGAACACCAAAUUGUAGAUGUGAGGUCUAUCUGGUAAUUAAGGAGGAUCUCCAGCUCAAGACCCUUACCUCACUACAUCUACCAAGACCCUUUUCCCAAAUAAAGUCAUGUUCUCAAGUUCUAGGGGUUUGGACUUACACAACCCAGAGUAGGGAUAUCAUCAGAACCUGAGUAAAUGCAGCCCAAAGGCAGGUGCCUUUAAGCCUUGCAAUUCUGUUAGAGAGACUUGGUCUCUAGGGUGAUGGUGACCACCAGGCUUCAGAAUUUGGAGGUCAGGCUGUUAUAGGUGUUAUGCUAUUAGCAGGGCCAGUGGGUGUGACUGAGAAAGGCAGGUUGGCUGCAGCAGGAAAGAGCUGUUGGACUGCCUGCAGUGACUGUAUAGGCUUCAUGCUUCUGGGAUAAAUAGAGAUGCAUAGGUACAUUUCUGACCAGUACUUUAUCCUGAAAGGGGCUCAGAAAGUAGGUGUGACCUAGGUUGCACAGCAGGAUCACCCAGGACCUUGAAAACAUUCUGGCUUGGGCUCCAUGGACUAGUCAAGACAAAAUCUGAGGGUGACCACAGGCAAUGGUUGGGACCUAGUACCCUUCUCAGAAGGUGGGAGCCCUUGACACUUCCUUACCCUGAAGUAUGGUGUAUGAUUAACCAAACAUUAGGUAUCAAGGAUUUGAGAUUCUACCAUCUUCCCUGACAUGGGACAUGUUUCUUUCUUUUCUGUAAUUACUUAACUAGACCUGGAAAAACUGGUUAUUAGUUUUUUCCCCCCAAGGGAUUUAGCCUAUUUGGCUUUUAUGAACUGUGGCCCCUGGCAGACAGCUUCUGGUUCCAGACAUCUAGAAGCAUGUCCUUCCCAGAAGUCCUUUUACUGUUACUUAUACGUUCUUCCUGUUGGCCCAUGACCAAGAGAAAUCUAGAGAGUCAAUAAGACAGUGCAGAGUACUUCACUCACUGCAGUAACAAAUGAUAAGGAGUAGCUCAGCAGGAAUGCAGCCACAAAUUGUAAGUAGAGAUGAUGUCAAAAUAGGAACAAUUUCAACCCUGUGUGUGAGACACCUUCAGGCAUGGUGAGACCUUGUGGCAUUUCCCCUUUCAAGGUGUGUGUAGGGGGGUGUGUUUGAUGAAAUAGAACAAGCACUUUGGAAACAUUCUGAGCCCUCUUUACCUGACAACUUGGUCCUCACAGUGACUACUUCAUUGGAGUGCCUCUCAUGGCACUGUCAUUUGUUACCACCAAAAGCUGUGAUGAAAUUGGCCAUAUACCUGAUGACACAGGCCUGCAUAGCCAGCAUCUUGAACAUUUUGUUACAUGAAACAUUCUCUGUAGUAUGGUAUAAAAAGGCCAGAGACUUAAAUUAUGUAUAAAAUGUAAAAUAAAGAAGUAAGACCUGCAAGCAUGCACCCUGUCCUCAUUUGGUGGAUGUAGGGGUAGAGUUGCCAGUAACAAAGUUUUUCUUUUGUGCUAUUUCUAUGCCUUUAAUUCUUAUGCAUUAUAUAGGAAGUAGCUGUUACACACAGCUUUGAGGUUUCCUCUGCCUAUGACUGAGGAAAGCUCAUUGUUGACACAACAGAGUGGUGCAAGGGGCCAAGUCAGUCAACUAACAUGGGGCCUGGAUUUCCUGUGACUGCAGCAACAAAGUACCACACAUUGGGGUCUUAGGCAACAGAGAUUUCCUGUCCCCCUGUUCUGGAUGGCAGGCAUCUGAGAUAAGUGUGGGCAGAGUGGGAUCCUCAUAAGAGAUAACCCAUUCCAGGCCCCUCUCACACUGUGUAGCAGAUCCCAGCAAUUCUUAGUGCUUUCUAGUUGGACCCGCAUCUCUGCCUCUGCCACUUCUUGUGUGUUUCCUUUUUAUAAGCACACCAAUGUCAAACAAAGGUGGAUAUUUUGUUCAGUAUCUUGUGACAGUGAUGGAAAGAGCUGAUCUGCAGAGAUAGAACAGCAUGAGGGUUUAGGGUAUGGAGCUGUGGCCAUAGAUAUGGAGGAGAGAGGAAGAGGCAUCUAGUGACUACUGGACUUUUGGCUUCAUACCUGGGUACUUGGGCCAUCUGCCUACCACUGGGAGGACUAGGGAAAGGGACAUCAGAGUUUCGAGAGAAACAGUUCAAUGUUCAAUUCUGAUCCACCCAAGCUUAGUAUGAGAUGUCCUAGGUCCUCUCAUCUUGCCUUGACUGUUAGGGGUGGUUUCACAUUGAAACUGUAGGCUUUUCAUUAUCCAUUGUUUACCAGUAACCAGAGUGAUCUGGUAAAUCUGUUUUCACUUUGCUUAAUGUCCUCCACUGAUUUUCUGUUGCUUCAGGGUCUAAACUCCUUUCUCAGCCUUGUGUUGCUCUAACUUCAUGUCAUCUUCUCUAAAAGCCCAGCCAUUCCAUGCUGGCCCUUUUUCCUUUCCUCAAACCCACUAGCAAUUCUGUGUCUUAAGGCCUUUGCCUCUGUUGUCUCCUUUGCUGAGAAGGCUCUGUCCCCUAAUCUGCACAGUUGAUUUCUUUUUGUCAUUCAGAUCUAAAUGUAAACAAAAGUUCUUUCAUCUGAAGUCUUCAUCCUAAAUUACAUUACCUUGUUUUAACUCACAUCAAAACCACUGACCUUUUCUAUUCUGUUGUUUCUUCCUUCCCACUAGAGGGAGACAGAAGCCUUGUCAAUCCAAUUUAGUAACACUAUAUAGGAGCUCAGCUCAGGGAUACUCUGUGUUUACUGAUGGCUGAGCUUGUCUGACAUUAUAUCAGGAUUCUCCUGCCAGUAUUUUCACAGACAUCACCUGUCACCAUAAUUGGCAACUUAUAGAAGUUAUUAUAUUAAUGUACUAGGAAUAAUAGUACAGAAAUCUUAUUUAGAACUAUAGUAACUAUAGCUUUUUUUUUGGUGCUAAGGAUGGAACCCAGGGUCUUGUGCAUGCUAAGCAUGCAUACCACCACUUAGCUACAAUCCCAGUUUAUCAGCUUUUCUCUGUACCUCCCUACCUCUCUCUCUGACAGACCUAUUCUGUAGCCCUGCCUAGCUUGGAACUUACUAUGUAAUCCAGGAUGGCCUUGAACUUGCAGCCAUCCUAUUGCCUCAGCCACUUCAGUGCUAGGAUUACAAAUAUGUUCCACUAUGCCUGCCUGUAGCCAGAGGAUUUCUCGGGUCCCGCCUGGCCCCAUGCGGACCUGCAGCCGCUUAUAGAAUAAUCACUCAGAAGCUUAUAUUAAUUAUAACUGCUUGACUAUUAGCUCAGGCUUAUUACUGACUAGCUCUUACACUUAAAUUAACCCAAUAUUCUUAUCUAUGUUUAACCAUGUGUCUUGGUACCUUUUCUCAGUUCUGUCUUGUCAUCUUGCUUCCUCUGUGUCUGGCUGGUGACUCCUGACUCUGUUUUUCCUCUUCCCAGAAUUCUCCUCAUCUGCUUACCCCACCUAUACUUCCUGACUGACUACUGGCCAAUCAGCGUUUUAUUAAACCAGUGUACAAAAGCAUUAUCCCACAGCACCUGACUAGCAUUUUUCAUUUUGUUCAGAAUUUGAAUGGGUAUCUGGGCAUAAGUGGUACACACAAUUCUGGCACUUGAGAGGAAGAGGCAGGGAGAGUACCAUGAGUUUGGGGCCAGCUUUUGCUAUAAAGCAAGACUUGGUUUCAGAUAAGAAAAACAGGAUUUGGAAGGAUGGAUCAUGUGACCUUCAUAAUAUAUAGUUCAGGAAACCGAGUCUGAGGUUAUAUGGACAAGUCCCAGUCUGGACAUUAAUGAAAUCCCUGAGCCUUGGCUUCCUCAUCUGCAAAACUGCAAAUCAAUUUUAGUUUAGACCCACGUCUAGAUUUUCCAAUAGGUUUUGAGUGCUGGAAAAAGUCUGUUGGACCUAUCUGUGGUAGAGCAUGUAUUAGAAGUUGAAGCAGGAUGCUAAUGAGUUCUAGGCUAGCCUAGGCUGCAUAGCAAGAUUCUCUCUUAUAACACAAACAAAAAGUCAGUUGGUGAAUGAAUCCCUGGGGAUGAGUGGGGUGAGGAGAGAGUGAUAGUUUGUGGGCAUAAGGUUCUUUGGUGGAAAUAGGGAUGUUCUGAAAAUAGUCACAGUGAUGCUUACACAUCUGUGAAUAUGCUGCAAACCAUUAAAUUGUUCACUUCAGAUUGACGUGUUGUAUAUGGAUUAGGCCACAAUAAAACUGGCAUUUAAAAUGUUA